AAUAGAAUGUCUAGGCAUUUUUGUUUGAUUCACUUUGGCAUAUCUAUACUAUUAAUAAAGGGAGAGGAGGGGAUUCAUGUCCACUCCAAAAUCGUCCAUAAUACCCUUCAUUUCUUUCCAAAUAACUACCCAUAACUUGCUUUUUAACUCUAUUCAACUGCCUCUACUUGUAAAAUGUCAAUGUUACCCUUUAUUUCUUCCCAAAUAACCACCCAACACCCUUUUUAAUCUUAUUUAAUUGUCUAUUUCUUUUUUCACUUGGGUAACCUUGUGUGCUUGAUGUGUAAUUUAUUAAUUAUUGCUUGCAUAAUACUGUUAUGGUCCUUAUUAUUAUUAGGACUCUUACUGAAGUAAUAUUUGUGACUGAUUGAAAGUUGUCAAAAUCAUUAUGGUUAAGAGAAGCUAUUCCUUGACAUCUUAUUGAACUGCCAAUUCAAUGCUAGCAGAAGAUAGUGUGAUAACUAAUGCAGAAGAUGGGGAGCCUGUUGAAGUUAAGAAACCUGAUACAAUGGAAGAAGGUUUAAAGGAAGAGGUGUGUGCAAAUUCUAAGGCAGUGAAUGUGGAACCAAAAAUGUCAUUGAAGGUUCCAUUUUACUGUACAGUAAUGAUGUCUUGCACUUAUUAUCCUACAGAAGAUGCUGAAGAAGAGGUGGAAGAUAACAGGAAGCGACACUUAAAUGUUGUAUUUAUUGGUCAUGUGGAUGCUGGCAAGUCAACAAUAGGAGGGCAAAUACUAUUUCUUAGUGGUCAGGUUGACGAUCGGACAAUUCAAAAGUAUGAGAAAGAAGCAAAGGAUAAAAGUAGAGAGAGCUG
Molecule: messenger RNA, 813 nt
Organism: Ilex paraguariensis (yerba mate)
Lineage: Eukaryota; Viridiplantae; Streptophyta; Magnoliopsida; Aquifoliales; Aquifoliaceae
Source: the annotation of a GenBank genome assembly